GACCGUACGGUACGGUAUGUACCAGCACUACUGUUUUUUUAUCGUACCGGUAUGGGACGGCCAUAAAAAUAGCCGCAUCCGAUGUAUUGUCGUUGUACCGGCAACCCAUUCCAGCGACUGCAUUGCAUUUGGUUUAGACUAGCGCACAUACUAGAAGUAUCAUUUCUGCGUUCCGCUCUAUUUGCCACAUUACACCCGGCUUCACGACAYCAAUCACUGUGGAUUGAUUGUAUCGGUUCUACUCGAAGCACGAGAUUGCAUCCAAUCGGAACAGAAUGGGAGGUCUUUGCAGUAAAAACAGCUACCACGUCGAAGAAGACCAAUCGYUGGAUGUGAGUCGCCAUUACGUCGGAYCGUUGGACAAGGUUGACAAUGUCGUUAAGCCGUCGAAWUACAGACCCAAGACCGAGCCGAUCGGAAUCGGAGAAAUAGUCACCAAUACCGAUGACGUUGCUGCCAAUGACGAUGCCAACGACGCUCCUAGAACCACAGUUCGMAUGGACGCUGCCAGCGACUCUGGCAGCGAUUCCUAGACGGUAUCAUGGAAUGGAAAUACCAUGAUUUACUGAUACCGUGCGAAUCCUUUUCGGAGUUGAACAAACCACUAUGUCUCGGAUAUGAGACACGAACUUAAAGAGAAACUUGGAACAGAGAUUUCCUGGCUCGUCCGUUUCUAGCAAAAUAGAUGCGGGCGCAGCGAGUUUCCAAAGAUUCAGGAUGAAUGAGCUAUUGCGGAAAUAUGAAGAGGAAGAUUUCAUGUUAUGUGUGUAAUUGUUAUGAAUGAGGGUACGAAGAGCUGGCAAAUGCUAACAGCAGGAUGAAUAGCUGCCGUUUUGUGAAGAAGACAUCGAGGUUAAAGAUUCAAGGAARGCAAGGAUUAGAUCCUAGUAAUGAGGUACAGAAAACAAGUGGUACAGUAAGAUAAAGAGUACAAGCGGUGUUGGGUAAUAGUCUAUACCGGUAGCAGCUUUCACUAAACUGGAUGAUGAAUAGGUAGGAGAUAGUAGAGAAGAUAUUGAAUACAUKUCUCACAUUUUAAAGUAAGAAACCAGAAAAGUGAGG
Molecule: messenger RNA, 1062 nt
Organism: Pseudo-nitzschia multistriata
Lineage: Eukaryota; Bacillariophyta; Bacillariophyceae; Bacillariales; Bacillariaceae
Source: the annotation of a GenBank genome assembly